AUGUUAGUUGGUUUUAUGAGGUAUGCAACUCCCCAACAACGAGAUCAUGGUUUAUUACAACGAAUGCGUUCUCGUGCAUUUAUAAUAGUUAAAACAGAAGUUAUAGAUCGUUUAAAUAAAAAAUUUGGAUCAAAAUUAUAUACAGAUAAAAAUGUUUUAAUAUCUGGUAUACAUACACAUUCAACACCUGAUGGAACAGGUGGCACUCUUCUAGUUGAUAUAUCGACAUUCGAUUUUGUUCGAGAAAAUUGGGAAGCAUGUGUUGAUGGUAUUGUUCAGUCAAUAAUACGCGCACAUAAAAAUCUUCAACUCGGAAGAAUUCAAAUAAAUGUUGGACAAGUUGAUAAUGCUAAUAUAAAUCGUUCUCCAAGCUUCUUAUUUGCAUAA
Rotaria sp. Silwood1 is the source of this 387-nucleotide messenger RNA. NCBI's taxonomy places the organism in Eukaryota, Metazoa, Rotifera, Eurotatoria, Philodinida, Philodinidae. The record is from the annotation of a GenBank genome assembly.